Messenger RNA from Gregarina niphandrodes, 1138 nucleotides. RefSeq lists its product as hypothetical. The record is from RefSeq and is a predicted model, not a curated record. The annotation marks the transcript as partial. NCBI's taxonomy places the organism in Eukaryota, Apicomplexa, Conoidasida, Eugregarinorida, Gregarinidae. The transcript has a single exon.
CUCCACCGUCGGUUACAACUCCACCGUCGGUUACAACUCCACCGUCGGUUACAACUCCACCGUCGGUUACAACUCCACCGUCGGUUACGGCUCUACCGCUGGUUACAACUCCACCGCUGGUUACGGCUCUACCGCUGGUUACGGCUCUACCGUUGGUUACGGCUCUACCGCUGGUUACAACUCUACCGCUGGUUACGGCUCUACCGCUGGUUACGGCUCUACCGCUGGUUACAACUCUAGCUCUACCGCUGGUUACAACUCUAGCUCUACCGUCGGUGGUUACGACUCUACCGUGAGUUCCAACCCGGCCCUGGGUUACGCCACGACGGACAACUCCACCUCCACAGAUGCGACUUGCAAGCCCGUGGUGAUCGUGAAGCCCCUUUGGCCGAACGUCAACGAUGUAACGACGUUGAUUUCUGAGCCGGAGUUGGCUUCAUUGAGAGUGACGGAGAAGCAUUGUAAACAUGCGUACGACAAUGUAAUAGCCCAAUUGAUACCAGCGACGACAGAUGGCUGGACCAAAAUGGACUGGAGCGCCUGUGAGGGUCGCGGCGGGAAAGUUGUGUGCGCUGGCGAGCACAACGAAGACCCGAGAUGCCAUUACUUUGGUAUUCCAUUUACAAGUGACUUUCCGACCAUUUGGGAGGCCGUAGUACACUACCAGAAGCCUGCUAAGUGCUCCUUCAGAUGUAAUUGGUACAAAGGUUCAAGUGAAGAAGCAAGUAGGUCACUCACUGUUCGGCUAGCAAAGGAGCUCGCGGGAUCGAUUCCCGGCAUUGAUCUAGAGCACACCAGCCGCAGCGAUUUGCGGAGACUGGGUGUGGUGGUUCUCGACUACCUAAAAAGUAGCAACAACUGCAGUAGAUACUCAGACCGCCCAAGGGUGUCGUCCGGUGACUGUGAAUGUGCAGUAGCACAGUUCCAAUGCUCCGCCACAAUCGGGGCUACAACAACAAAAGAUGUGCAGUGGGGUUCGAUCGCAGACACCAACACUUUCGAAGAGAGGUUAGCCACACGUGUGACCGCCUUCAACAGGCCGAAUGUGGCCGUCAAGGAAUGCAAAUUCGAUUGCUUACAACUUACGGACGACUUUGAAGAAAGGCUCUUGAAGUAUUGGAACAAUGGUAAUUUUUAG